CUUCUUCUUCUUCUUCUCUUUCUCUCCUUCAAGUCAGCCAACUUAGUCGCUCUUUAGACUCAAUUCGUUCGCUCAGGUCCUGGCCUCGCUACGCUCUAAUAAAAUACAAUACCCUUAAUCCUGCUUAUACCCAGGUCUCUCCAGAUCUAUACUCUUGAUACCACCAACAACACUACCAAAAACAACAUCAACAAGUCAAGAUGAAGCUCACUCUCGUCGUUGCUGCCCUCGCGGCCGCCGUCUCUGCCGUCACUCCUCCAAACUACAGCCAGUCUCCCUCCGGCAACCCCAUCGCUUCCCCGGGCCUCCACGAGCGCGUCCCUGUCAGCAAGCCCUACACCAUCACCUGGCAGGCAACCACCUCGAGCCACGUCUCCAUCAUGCUCCUCCACGGCUGCCCCAAGAACUGCGAACCAGUUGCAACGCUUGCGGAGAACAUCCCCAACUCCGGCCACCACUCCUGGACUCCUAGCUCUGAUCUCACCGGUGACGAUAGCUACGGCCUCAUGAUUGUCGUCGAGGGCACCGGCCAGUACCAGUACAGCACCAACUUCGGCAUCGAGAACCACAGCCCCAAGCCACAGCCACCAAAGUCCACCACGCCAGCCGAGAAGCCUACCUGGACUCCCCAGCCCUCCAAGCCAGUCACCCAUAUCAUCGAGACCUCCAGCACUCCCGUCCCCUCCGGCGGCGUCAUCACUCUCACCACCUCCAUCUGCCCUCCAUCCGGCACCGCCGUCCCCGGUGUGCCCCAUCCAACCGGCAGCGUGCCUGUCCCCGGCACUCCUCACCCAACCGGCGGCAACCCAGGCCCAGCUCCAGCUCCAUCUGGCUCUGGUGCUCCCAUGCCACCACCAGCCUCGACCAACACCCCUCCACCAUUCAACAACGGUGCCGGCCGCGUCGGCGCUGGUCUCGGUGCCGCUCUCCUCGUUGUCGCCGCUGCUUUUGCCAUGUAAAGAGAAAUUGCUCCGUUUUCUUUUCUCUCUUCGAUAAAUAUGUAUUAGACAUACCAAGAUCAGCCUCAUGAACCGUGCGAUGAUAUCUCUCUCCUACUACAACUAACUACAACUACUACUUUUCUCCCAUUUCUCUUCAUUCAUCUAACUAUUACUCUUCUUCUCUACGCUGCUCCUAAGAGCGCGCCCUUUUUUUUUACACCGUAUCUAGCACAGCUUGACUGUCCUUUAUCUACGCUUCUUUCAUACCUCUUCCGCUCCUCACGAUGGACUGCACAAAAGCCUGCUUUCCUUGUUCUUUUCCUCGCUCAUGUCUUCCUCGCCCGUAUGUAUGUAAAUACUAAUACCUACUAUACUUCUAUCUCUUAACCCGCUUCAUUGUCUUUUGCUUCUCGCUUCCCAGGUCUUCCCUGCAGAUACCAGAUCGGCUAUAGGGCUAAUCUCCCUCUCCGUUUCAUUGCAUCCAACGGCUUCCUGCCUGGCCUUGCUUCAUCCUGCGCCCUACAUACAUACUCUUACACCCUGCGUCGGCCCUUUCAACGCCACCGUCGCACAACCCACGAGACAACAACUCUUGAAUUAAGCUUAUCGCUGACAUAACCUUAACCUUAGCCCCCUCAAGCCAUCCCCAAGCCCCCUUUUCUUGCAGCGUACUUACAUGUACUCCGUCCAGUGAUGUUCAUUUCGUCAUCCAACAAUCGCUGCCCUAGCUCCUGUCGAUCGCGCCGAUCUCAAAACACCCUCGUCCUCUCCCUUUCCUCACCCGCACUAAAACUGUCGGAUCUUCUCCCGCCGUUCAGCUUGUCAGCGCAAGGCUGUCUCCAUAUAUACCACCACAAG
Trichophyton rubrum CBS 118892 is the source of this 1799-nucleotide messenger RNA. RefSeq lists its product as uncharacterized. NCBI's taxonomy places the organism in Eukaryota, Fungi, Ascomycota, Eurotiomycetes, Onygenales, Arthrodermataceae. The record is from RefSeq and is a predicted model, not a curated record. The coding region runs from base 201 to 959 and encodes 252 amino acids. The transcript has a single exon.